Messenger RNA from Penicillium riverlandense, 966 nucleotides. RefSeq lists its product as uncharacterized. NCBI's taxonomy places the organism in Eukaryota, Fungi, Ascomycota, Eurotiomycetes, Eurotiales, Aspergillaceae. The transcript is spliced from 2 exons. The record is from RefSeq and is a predicted model, not a curated record. Bases 1 to 966 code for a protein of 321 amino acids.
AUGGCAUCAUUCGUCGGUGCCUUUGCGAACCCGUUGAAUUAUGUCGGAGGAGUCAGUUUCAACCCCGACCGAGACAUCCCCGAUCUGUCCGGAAAGGUUGUGAUGGUAACAGGUGGAAACGGUGGCCUUGGCAAGGAGACAAUUUUGCAGCUAGCAAACCAUCGGCCAAGCAAAGUUUUCAUGUGCGCCCGUUCGGAAUCUAAAGCGACAGAGGCCAUUAAGUCACUCAAGUCAUCCAUUCCAAAUGGGAUAGAAAUAACUUGGCUUCCUAUGGACCUGAUGUCCACCAAAUCCAUUCGAGACGCUGCCGAGCGUUUCAACGCUCAAUCCAGUAGACUUGAUAUCCUGGUCCUCAACGCCGGUGUUAUGGCUCUGCCCUCGGGCGAAACAGAAUUGGGUCACGAAAUUCAACUUGGAACCAACCAUACUGGUCAUUUUCUACUCACGAAAUUGCUGUUGCCGACCCUUCUCAAGACAGCCGAGGAACCUGACUCCGAUGUACGCGUUGUGUCACUCUCUUCGGUGGGACACAAUCUUGCUCCCUCAUUCGACACAAUUUUGAACCAAGAAAAGCUCAAAAAGGUCAAUACCAAUGCUCGAUAUGGCGCAUCCAAAGCUGCCAACAUCCUUUUUGCUGCCGAACUAAGCCGACGCUAUCCAUCGAUCACGUCUGUCUCUGUUCACCCAGGCAUUAUCCUGACAGAUCUGUACGAUUCCAUUAGUCAGCGCUCAUCUGUGAUUUCUCUGGGCACAAAAACAUUGCAAUUUUUUGGGACAUCGGUUCCUGAAGGUGCAUAUAAUGAACUGUGGGCGGCUGCUGGUGCGAAAAAGGAAGACCUCACCAACGGAGGAUAUUAUAUCCCUGUUGGGCAUUUGAAGCCGCACAACAAGUAUGCACGAAGCAAAGAAAUGGGCAAACAAUUGUGGGAAUGGACUGAAGCUGAACUGAAAAAAGUCGACUUGUGA